AUGUUUGGCGGACAAAAUCGCGCCGGUGGGUUCGGAACUGCCCAACCCGCGGGCGGAAGUCUUUUUGGAAGCACCACAACCACCCCCUCUACUGGCUUCGGUGCCAAUACAGCCACCGGUGCAGGAUUCGGUACUGGAGGCGGAUUCGGUAGCGCCAACACCGCCAACACCAGUGGAGGCCUUUUCGGGGCCAACAAGACUGGAGGAUUUGGAGCCACCAACAACACGGCUACCGGUGGCUUCGGCGGUGGUGCCGCUGGAGGAUUUGGAGCCGGGGCAGGAACCGCUAGCACUGGCUUUGGCGGUGGCGGUACUGCCUUCCAAGGAGCUCUGCCUACCUGUGAAGGUACUGCCGGCACUCCAUUCAACCCUUUCACCGAGAAAGACACCAACACCUCAGCCACGAACCACUACCAGAGUGUCAGUUUCAUGCAGCCCUACAACAAGUGGUCUUUUGAAGAAUUGAGACUGGCGGAUUACCAGCAAGGUCGUCGUCACGGUAACAACACCGGCCAGGCCGGGUCUUUUGGUACCUCUACCUUUGGUGGAAACACCGGUGGCGGUUUCGGGGCAAACACCGGUACCGGCUUUGGUGGUAGCACUUCUACGCCAUUCGGUGGCGGCGGCACCUCGAAUGCAUCAACUGGUUUCGGAGGCAACACCCAGACGGCUGGUGGCUUCGGCUCUACUCCUGCCAACAACAGCAACCCGCUGUUUGGCGGAGCCAAGCCUGCCGGAACCUCCUUGUUUGGAAACUCUGGAAACACCGCCAACAACACUACAGGGGGUUCCCUCUUCGGCAGCAACACCGGAACGACUGGUGGCUUCGGAGCCAACAACAACACUGCGGGAACCACCACUGGUGGUGCUUUCGGCAACACCGGUGGUGGCCUGUUCGGCAACAACAACCAGCAACAGGCCAAGCCAUUUGGCGCCACAGGAACUGGAACUGGAACUGGCUCUACUUUUGGCGGAUUUGGUGGCUCACAACCUGCUACUUCUGCCACGCCAUUCGGUGCUACCCCGGCUACAGCUACAACCUUUGGCGGCCAGCAGAACCAAGCCGGUACAGGAACUGCCUUUGGCGGUGGAUUUGGUACCCAGCCCCAACCCCAGAACCAGGCGAAGCCGGGCGGAUUGUUCGGCAGCACCGGCGGGGGGUUCGGUGCCAACAACACUCAGCAGCAGACUGGUGCUGGUUUGUUCGGCGGUGGACAAACCCAAGCCCCUGGCACUAGUGGUGGCCUGUUUGGUAAUACGCAAAGCCAGCCUCAGCAGCAGAGUGGCGGUGGCUUGUUUGGCGGUGGUCAACCCCAAGCUGCUGGCACUGGCGGAGGUUUGUUCGGCGGUUCGCAGAACCAACAACAGCAAAAGCCUGGUGGUCUGUUUGGUGGUAGCACUGGUACCACUGGCGGUGCAUUCGGCGGCGGUUUCGGCAACGCUCAAAACCAGCAGGCCGCUGGUACAACUGGUGGGUUGUUCGGCAACUCUCAGAAUAACCAGCAGCAGAAACCGGGUGGACUCUUUGGAUCGACUGGAACUGGCGGCGGCGGUCUCUUUGGAAAUACCCAGGGUGCAGCUGCCCCGGGCGGAGGUUCCUCGCUCUUUGGUGGUGGCCAGUCUCAGCAGCAGCAGCCCGCUGGUAACAGCCUAUUCGGUGCUUCCCAACCGCAGCAGCAGUCCCAACCAGUGCCAGGAAGCUUGAAUGCAUCCCUGCUUGAGGGCAACCCGUAUGGUAGCCAGUCUAUCUUCUCGGGUCUACCGACCCCAAGUGCGCCGUCCCCCGGCCCCUUGGCCACUCCUCUCUCUUCCAGCAUGAAGCAAAAGCAGCGCACCCCACUGCCCGUUUACAAGAUUACUCCCACCGCUGCCAACCGUCUUAUCACCCCUCCCAAGCGCCAGGGAUACGGAUUCUCCUACUCCACCUAUGGCUCGCCUUCCAGCACCACCAGUACCCCAUCUGGACUUAGCAACAGUCUCCUGGGUAGUGGCAGCCUCCGUGGAAGCGUCAAUGGCAGCUUUGGCCGCAGUUUUAGCAAGAGCUACUCUACCAGUAACCUUCGCAAGACGUUCGACCCUGAUUCGGACAGUAUCCUCGCUCCCGGAGCCAUGCAGAAUGGCAGUGGACGUAGCAACGGUGGUAGCCUGAAGCGUCUUACUAUCGACCGCAGCCUACGUAACGAUCUCUUCAGUCGUCCGGCCAGCACAUCGCCUGCUACGAUCCCUAAUGGGGAUGAUUCUGCCCAAGCUGACAAGCUAAAGAAGAAGGUCAGCUUCGACUCCACCCCCGCUGCCCCCGUACUCUCCGGCAGUGAGAUCGUCCGUGUGGAAUCUAAGAGCCCCGAGCCUACCCCCGAGGAACUCGGCUUCCUCCGUUCCACUCGCAAGAGUGGCAGCCUCAACGGAAUUGAUGGCGUGGCUAGUCGGUCAGAAAUGGAAUCUAUUAGCCGUGAUUUGGCCGUCGUUCCCGAGAAUGGUGUGCCUAGUCCUACUAGCUCUAGCCUUACACGCAUUCCGGUCACCCCGGGCGAGGACCCCAAGCCGGGCGACUACUGGAUGAAGCCCUCUCUCAGUGAGCUUAGCAAGAUGACUCGUGAGCAGCUGAAGCGCGUUGUGGACUUCACUGUCGGCCGUCAGAACUGCGGUCAAGUCACCUUCAACGGCGCCGUUGAUCUUACUACUGUUGAUAUUGACAAUAUCUUUGAUGAGAUUGUUGAUAUUGGGUUGCGACGAAUUACAGUGUAUCCCGAGGAAAGCGUCAAGCCUCCCAUGGGUAAGGGAUUGAACGUCCCUUCUACUCUGCGCAUCCAGAACUCCUGGCCCCGCGGUAGAAACCAGACCGGCUCCAUUACUAGCGGUCCGCUAUACGAGAAGCAUAUUCAGCGUCUACAGAAGGUUACCGAUACCAAGUUUAUUUCUUAUGAACGUGAGACUGGCACGUGGGCAUUUGAGGUGCCUCACUUCACUACCUAUGGACUUGAUUAUGAUUCCGAUGAAGAAGGUGAGAACCUUGACCAGAGCGCCCUUGGUGCAGGCCCUGAUGAUACUCGCACUCCCAAGGCGCAGGCCGAUCACCCCGCGAGCUUCGAGCAAUCUGCAACGUUCUCCAUUGACGAAUCGUUCGUUGGAUCCAUGAUUGGCGUUGACGACGAUACGUUCGAUUUCAAGAAGCGUAAGCUUGUUCCCGGUUCGUUUGGCCAGGCCAUGGAGGCGGAGGAUGAGGAGAUGGGUUCUGAGGGUGAGACCGAGUCUUUUUUAGAGGAAGGCUCCACGGGUUCAGCUACUGAGCAUGACGACGACGUCACUGAAAGCCAGCGAUCUGGCGACUCGGUAGUUGGAUCUGAUGAGGACGAGGAGAUGGACAUGGCGGGUUCCUUUCCUAACCUUCAUCACACCGUGGAGCGGGAAGACAGCCAGAGCACCGGCAGUGAUAUGGACGCCACCCAGCCCAUCUCAAGGCCUUUUGGCACCCCCGGCAAGCCUCGUCUCAAUCUGAGCGGCGACUGGACCGAGCAGCUACAACGCACCAUCAGCCCGCGCAAACAGAACCGUGACCGCCUGCGUGAAAUCCAGGCGAAUGCCUUUACCGACCGACCUCUUCUGAACGACGGUUCGCCCGAAGAAAAGUCGACGAGUUCGCCGAAGAAGUUCUCAACCAGUAUCGACUUGAUGAAUUCUUUGUUCCAGCAGCCGCGGAAGCAGAACGCACCCUCUCCGUUGAAGGCUACAAAAUCGCAGCCCAAGGGCUUUGAGUGGCCAUACAACAAACAGCCCAAAACCUUCGCCGGAGACGAAACCCAGAUGGACACAAAAGAUAUCGCUUUUCACGAAUCUUUCAAGCCUCGCUGGGGUCCCAUGGAUUCUCUCGUUUGCGCGAAGAGUGAUAUGGAGCCUUUGCCCGAUGCCGACCAGCGCUGGCAGGAACGCUUCUCAGUCUUUAGUGAAGCAAGAGAUAUUGCUGUGAUGGGCUACAAUCAGUCUAGCAAUUCAACCGAGAUGCUCGAUGUUCAAAAGCAGCAGUCCACCAUCCAGCGUGUUGAUGGAAUUCCUCUGGUCCGGAUGUCUAAGAUUGACCUCGGCCAGUUCGCAUUUUCCUCUGCCAAAGAUGAAGAGCGAUUGGUAUGGCAGCUGAUCAACAUCCUCUUUAAUGAUGACAUCGAGGAUGACAUUUCAGCUGGUGUGCCACCGCAAUUGCGGUCCAAGUUCGCACAUCGUAUCAAGAAGGAUCGCCUGACUCGACUUUGGGAGGGCAUUAUUCGAGAGCGACAUGCUCAUUCUGUCGAACUUAUUCGCUCGCCUGAAGAACGCGCCAUUCAAUUCCUUUGCUCUCACCGAGUUGACGAGGCAUGCAAAACCUUGCUUGAAAACCAGAACCUCCACUUGGCUACUGUAGUUGCACAGAUUGGUCGAGAUGCCACUUCGCGGGCCGACAUGGCUAAUCAGAUUGAUGUUUGGCGCCAGAACAAUGUGCUCUCCGAAAUGACCGAGACUGUUCGGGCCCUCUACGAGUUGGUCGCUGGCAACAGUCUUCAUAGCGAAGGCAAGUCUGGCGGUGCUCUCGAAGACAGAGCUUCCAGCUUCACUUUUACUGAGCGGUUCGAUUUGGAUUGGUUCCAAGCUUUCGGUCUCCGUCUCUGGUAUGGAAUUACCGAGGAUGAGCCGAUCGAGGCUGCUGUGUCCAAGUUCCUCGCCGACAUGGCUACCGGUCUUGAGCCUGCUUUCCCCCAUCCUUCGCACGGCGCCAGCACUCGUGUAUCUGUCCAGCCCGGCUCCGACACUCUUGGCCGUGAGUCUCCUCUGUGGGUGCUGCUUAAGGCUUACUCGGCUGCCAAUGGCUGCAAGAGCGUUAAGUCCGUUGAGCUCCCUGCGGCUCUGCUUCCCGAGUCUGUCUCCGGCGACCGAUUAACCAACAGGUUGUCAUUCCAACUCCACUCCGUUCUUUCCGCCAUUCUGGGACAUCACGAUGCAAUCAAGAUCGACCAGUUGCAGACAGACCGUCUCGUGUGGGACUAUGCUUCUGAGAUCAUCGCCAGCAAAGAGCUCGAGCCUGCCCUCUUCGUCCUUCUCCAUCUGUCGCACCACGAAGAACGUAAGCGCGCGGUGCAAGAGACCCUCUCUCGCUUCGGCGCCCUUCUCCCCGAUCCUGAGUCUUCGUUGGGCACAGAAUCCGCUUGGCUUCACCUGACCACCGAGCUCCAGUUCCCCGAAGCCUGGAUCUGGGUUGCCAAGGCCUUGCACGCACGUGCCAGCAGUGACGCUACCCGAGAAGUGGACUGUCUCAUCCGCGGCAAGCACUGGAAUGACGCCCACUCAACAUUCUGUCGCUCCGUCGGACCCACCGCAGUCAUCUCGCGCGACUAUGCUACCCUCGAGCGCCUGGUCACCGGCUUCGGCGAGAGCCCCGAGCGCAAAAUGCGCAAUUGGGCCUCCGGCGGCGGUGUCUACGAAGACUUCUUGCGCCUGGCCACAGCAACCCGCGGUCGCCGGGACCCAAUUCGCCUAAGCCGUCUGGUAAACGCGCUCGUGAAAAUGGACGACCACGUCCGCAGCGGCAAUGGUAUGGACGGAUUAGAAGAGCGCGUAGCGUUCAAGGAGAUGAGCCGGGCCGUUGCCGGCUGGAUCACACACGAGGAUGUUCAGGUAAGUUCCCUCUCCAGUUCCCCCCUCCCUAUAAUCAUACGGUCACUAACUUAUCUCUCUCAGUCCGUUGAGUCCUCUGCUGUUCUGGGUCUCCCGCUCACUGGCGAUGCCCGUGUUUUGCAGACCGUGGAAAUGAGCCGCAGAUAUUAUGGAGUUAUUAUGGCUGGCGGUUACUAA
Molecule: messenger RNA, 5817 nt
Organism: Penicillium atrosanguineum
Lineage: Eukaryota; Fungi; Ascomycota; Eurotiomycetes; Eurotiales; Aspergillaceae
Exons: 3
Coding region: 1-5817 (1938 amino acids)
Biological process (GO): post-transcriptional tethering of RNA polymerase II gene DNA at nuclear periphery; RNA export from nucleus; protein import into nucleus
Cellular component (GO): nuclear pore cytoplasmic filaments; nuclear pore
Molecular function (GO): structural constituent of nuclear pore
Source: RefSeq, a predicted model, not a curated record